This is a messenger RNA of Closterium sp. NIES-67, 4216 nucleotides long. The record is from the annotation of a GenBank genome assembly. NCBI's taxonomy places the organism in Eukaryota, Viridiplantae, Streptophyta, Zygnematophyceae, Desmidiales, Closteriaceae.
CCUCCUCCUCAACCCUCAAAACCCUCCCAAACACCGCCCAUCCCCUCUUUCCCGGCUCUUUCUCAAUUUAGUACCCUAGUUUUCCGUCUCAGUCCGUCUUAUCCAAGUGACUGGAGAUCGGUCACAUGGAGAUCGACGCCGUGCAUCUGUGCGGGUUACCAGGAGGGUUACAGGAGUCCUCCUGGUCCGUGGUAGGCACGCGGAAGGAACCUCCUGGGGUGUUCAUAGGCGCCUCUAGGGUCGACGAUUCCACUAUCCUGCUCUCCAGGCAGUCCGACGGCGCGUCCACAUUCUCCGUCUCUUCUCGGACCCGGCUUCGCGCGUGGCCUCUGGGUCCGCCCUCGCACCGCUUCGCCUCCCCGUGUGUCUCCGACUGGGCCUCCCGGCGCCACUACGCGCUGCUCCAGGGUAGGGGGGAGCAGGGGGGCGCGCAGGAUCAGGGGGAGCAGGGGAGGGGGGAUGAGCAGAUGGUGGUGAGCUGGCCCUUCGGCGCAUCCUCCAUAGCGCCUUCCGCGCUCCUGCACAAAACAGGAGCCGCGGAUGGCUGUCACGCGAUGGAAGCCGAUAGGCCGAUCCACUGCCUGUUCCCCUUGACGGCUAACCGAUCGUCCGAUGAAGCAGACGGCAAGAAGCCAUCAGACCAGACCACACCCGGCACCAGCACCACCACCACUGCUACCGCCACUCCCACCGCUUCUGCCGACACCUCUAGCCUCCCCUCCUCCCCCCAUUCCUCCCUCACCCACCCCUCUCCCCCCCUCCCCCCCUCCGGGGGUGUUCUCGCCCUCUGCGCGGACGGGUCCAUCCGAACCUACUCCCCGGACCUCUCCCUGACCUCGUCGCUCACCGAGCCUGCGGACGGACCGAAGGUUCGGGUGGAGGCAGCAGGUUCGGGGAGUUGGGUUGGGCACACGGGUGAUGGAACGGGGGAGAGUGAGUGGGUGCUGGCGGUGGUGGUGGGGGAGGAAGGGGAGGGGAAGAGGGAUGGGCGCAAUGAGGAGGAAAGUAAGAGCAAGAGCGGUGCGACAAGGGUUGUGAGGCUGUACCAUGUGGUGUGUGGGGCGGCCGGUGCAGACACGACAGACGUGGAUGUGAUGGCGCGAGGCGACGCGCAUGGGGAGGUGCCUCUAGUGAAGGUGACUCUGCUGAAGACGUUCAGGGUCAGGAGUCCGGGGCAGAAGCAGGAGGAGGAAGGGGCGGGGGGGAGGCAGGAAGCAGGGGCUGCAGCAGCAGCUGCGGUUGGUGGUGGUGCUGGUGGCAGCAGGGCAGAGGGACCCAGUGUUGUGGCUCUCUGCGUGGGUGACGCGGGAGAGAUCACGCUCCUAUGGAGUGACGCCACGUGGCAGUGCUUCCCCAACGCCAUCCUGCCCUGCGCCCCGCCGUCUGACACCCCCAAGGACGCCGUUACUCCCCCCGCUCUCCUGGAACCUUCCCUGGUACGGAGCCUUGCAGUGGCUGCAACACAGGUGGUACCUGGGGGCGGCGCCACCCACCACAUGAUCCGCUCAUCUACCCAUGGGAGAGUGGCAGCUGUUGCCAUGGCUGCUGUGCCCGAGACUCGCUACUGCGUUGUCCUCGCUGCCAAAACCCCCUCAAACCCCAAACCCCCUGCAAACGCCAAACCUCCUCUAAACGCCGCAGGCGACACACCCCCCUCGCACCUGCCGCUCUAUGCUAUCGCCUUGGAUACGCUCUUUGGCUGCGUGCACGCCUGCACCCCCCUCCCCUCCUCCUGCUCCCUCCCCUCCUCCCUUCCCCCCUCCCCCCUCCCCCUGCCCCUCAUUCACGUUGAAUGGGUGGGCCCGUCCCCAGAAAACGCCUCCCUGCUGGUUACGACGCCAACUGCAGUGCAUUCCUUGCACGUGCACUGCCCCCCUCUCUCCCUUGCGUCGGUCUUAGGUGCUUUCCAACCUGCUGUCCCCCUGCUCUUGCCCAACGAACCUGCUUCCGAGCCUGCUUCCGGAGCAGCAAGGGCUGCUUCGGUGAAAGCAGGGGGGGUGUCGGCAGGUGUGGUAACUGCAGGGUGGGGUGGUUUGGCUGCUUCUGCUGCCAGGGCGGCUGGCUUGGCGCUAGCAGACAAGCAAGGGCCGGGCGGCAGCAAUCCACUCCAGCCGACUGGGUGCUUUGUGGGGCCCAGUCUCCAGGACUCUGGUUUGGUGAAGAACCUUCCAGGAAGGAACGUGGGGGAGGAGAGUCAGGGGGGGGAGGACGAAGGGAAAGGGGGAGCGGAUGGGGGGAGACCGACAGGAGAAGGAUCGAAGUCGGGAGGAGGGGAAAUGAAACGGAAGCAGAAAGAAAAGAAGAAGACGAAGAAGACACGUGGAAAGGCAAGGUUUGGCAAGUUGCAUGCGGCGUUGAACCUGUCACGCGCUGCGGAUGGCAGUGGGCGACAGUGGUUGUCUUUUGUGGGCAGCGAGGCGGAGAUGGCUCUGCUGCUUGCGCUGGAGGGUAUGGCUGCGAGGGGGAGGGAGGGGGUGGAGGGGGGGAUGUCGCCAGGGAGAGAGCGUGCGGAGGACGGGGAGGAGAAGAGGGAGGAAGGGGAGGAGAUGGAGGAGGGAGAGGCGGAGGAGGAGGAGGAAGAUGAGGCAGAAGAGGAAGAAGAGGAGGAAGAGGUGGGAGAGGAGGGAGAGGAGGGAGAGGAGAGAGAGGAGGAAGAGGAGGGAGAAGGGGAGGGAGAGGAGGCUGAAGAGGAAGAAAACGAGGAGACAGUUGAGGAGGAGGACGCGUACCAGAGGGCAUUGGAGCAGGCAGAUGGCAUGGCGCAGGGGAGCAGCAGCAAGGAGCGGCAAGUCCCCUCCAGUGAACACCAGCACGAGCUGGCCCGUCUCAUCCUGGACUGCGCCCAGCAGCUGUGCCGGGAGAGUGGGCUACCACCCAAGGCUGGCCCGAACCCAGCCAACGCAGGUUCAAACCGCCAGAAUGCGUUGGCAGCAGCGGUGACCGAAUCUGUGCGUCUCUUCUCGCCCUCCGUCGUGUCAGCGCUGACUCAGCAUGCGCUGGCACGCUCCCAUGGCAUGCUGCUCCGAGCCAUCAUCAGCUCCGGCCAGGUCACCUCGGCGCUCUGCCCGAACCUGGUGCCGAGCCUGGUGGCUCGGCGGGAGGCGGUGGUGCUGGAGAGCUGUCUGGUGCACGUGGGGGACCUGCCUCCCCGGCACCUGGCCCUCAUCUUGCGCCAGCAGCUGGAUGCUGCUGUGGCCCACGGUGGGCACAAGGGAGCGAGGAGCACAGGAGACAAUGCAGAGAAAGAGGGGAAGGAGGAGAGGAUGGGAGGGAGGGAGGGAGGGGAGGUGGAUGGGCAGGGCGGGUUCAGCAGAGUGGCGGGGCUGAGGAGGCUGAGGGGCAGGAGCGCCAUGGCAGGUGUGCGGGCAGUGCUGGCAGGCGUUGCGCAGGGCUCAAAGGAAUCCAAGCAGCGCUUUCAGGCCAGGUUCCAGUCCUUGCUGGCAGCUGCGCUGACGUCAUCUGCUGAGCUGGAUGCGUUCACCGAUGCCGAGCUCGCCCUCCAUACAGUUGUCGCCGUGCCAUUCGACGACACGAUUCUCGCGGCUGCCCUGGCGCCGCUCUCCCUUCCGCACGUCCACUUCCUCUUCUCCUAUUUUGCCAAGUGGGUCGACGUGUACUCUGCCCGCGGCUUUGCUGCUGAAUUCCCAGCCUACUCGGUUCACGACGCCAGGCCAUUCCUCCCUGUUCCCCGCCUGGAGAGGAUAUUCACCUGGGUGUCGACUCUCGUCGAUUGCCACAUCACCCGGCUGCUCAUGCUCCCGGAUUGCCUGGAGCCAAUCGCGCGGCUCCACCGGUGCAUCAUGGAGCAAGCGUCGGUGGAUAGGAGGCUCACGCCGCUGGUUGGGUUUGUGCCGCAUGUCUUGGCGGGGCUUCCUCUUCCUGAGAAGCAACCGAAUGGAUAUGGUGGUGAUGGCAGUGGAGGUGCUGAGAAAUUUGGGUUGGCUGUCCAGGUUGUGGAGCUGGACCUUUGAGGCAUGCGCGUGAUGUUAUUGCCAUGGCAAUGCAUUCGUUCAUGGGUAUUUUCUUCCGGUAAAAGGUUUUUCCUCGGUCAUGUAAUACGCGUACUGUUAGUUGUGCAUUCGAUCAACCAACGUAUUCACCCCUAGCUGGAGGGUCCCCAAAAAAGCCACCCACUGAACUUGGGAAUCUUUCUUGCGGUCGAUAUAUUCUCGCGUAAACUCUGUCGUUGAUUGGUCAUUCUGGUUCUAGCCCUCAU